CUUGUGCAAUGUCCCCGCCAGUGACGGCAGUGCCGGGCUGGCAUGAUGGUAUAUAAGCUUGUGCAGCUCAGCGCUGGACAUCCUGGCCCAUCAGCACCAUGAAAUCAGGCCUCCUCCUCUUCCUGGGGCUCCUCGCCCUCUGGGCUGACCUGCUGCCUGCCUCUGGGCAGCUCCGUCAAGUGAAAACAGGCAAGUGCCCCGCUCCCAUCAAUGCGGGGGCUGCGAACUGCAAUAACUUCUGCUCCACGGACGCUGACUGCCCCGGAUCUGAGCGCUGCUGCAGUAACGGCUGCGGGAGGGAGUGCAGACUCCCCACAGGAGUAAACCCAGGGUACUGCCCGAAGAUCGACCCCGACAUAAUGACAAUCUGCAUUGUGGAAUGCAGCAAUGACAGGGAAUGUGGAGCUGUCAGCAAGUGCUGCAGCCUGGGAUGCCGUGUGCAGUGCGCACGGGCAGUGCCAGCCAAAGCCGGCACCUGCCCCAAGAGGAGAGUGCUGCGGACGUUCGCUCCAUGUGAGAAUAAGUGCAGAGAUGACAGGGACUGUCCCAACAGGAAGAAAUGCUGCUUUACUGGCUGUGGCCUUGGCUGUCUGGCCCCUGUAACAGAUCUUUGCCUCUCUCCAGGUGACAUUUGCCGACUCCCGCCAAAGACAGGCCCUUGUGAAGCACUGAUCCCUCGCUUCUUCUACAACCCGGCCUCCAGGACGUGCGAAAGCUUCAUCUACGGCGGCUGCCAGGGCAACGGGAACAACUUUAGAACACUCCCGGAGUGCCAGCGGGCCUGCAGGAAACGCGAGAAACCCGGGUUCUGCCGCAUGUUCCCCCCAGACACCAUGGGGAUCUGUGCUCUGCUCUGCUUCAGCGAUGCCGACUGCCCUGAAGCAGAAAAGUGCUGCAGUGUUGGGUGUGGCUGGACUUGCCAAACCCCCACAGCAGGGCCGACCAGAGAGAGAGACUGGGAAGAACCGAGAGCCUGACAGCAGGGCCUGUGGGGGUAUGGGACAGGAUCCUCCAAUCCGGUCCCCAUCUGACAUCCACCCCCAGUUGCCCAUGGGCCUGAUCGCGCCCCGCACAUGGCUUGUGUAUUAAAGAGCUCAGCUCA
Messenger RNA from Gopherus evgoodei (Goodes thornscrub tortoise), 1102 nucleotides. RefSeq names its product WAP four-disulfide core domain protein 3-like. NCBI's taxonomy places the organism in Eukaryota, Metazoa, Chordata, Testudines, Testudinidae. Gene Ontology annotation, biological process: negative regulation of peptidase activity. The transcript has 7 exons. The record is from RefSeq and is a predicted model, not a curated record. Gene Ontology annotation, cellular component: extracellular region. Gene Ontology annotation, molecular function: serine-type endopeptidase inhibitor activity. Bases 99 to 977 code for a protein of 292 amino acids.